AUGGAGUUAAUUAUCGAGUUUAAAGAUUUUGUUGAAAUUCUUUUGUCAAAUGACAAAUAUAAAAACAAGAAGACUUAUCCUGUUGAAGAGGCGGAAGAUAUUGAAAAUGGGAAAAAGGAAAUAAAAAUUAAUGACGUUUUUGAUAAAGAUUACUUGAAUGGAAUUGCUAUUGCAGGAAAAUACCAUGAUGAAAAAAUGUUUAUUACAAAAGUAGUAAUAAACCCUCUCUUCGUUCCACAACAAAAUCUUGUGCCAAUCCCAUUAGAGAAUAAAGGAGAGGAUUUAUUAACAAAAGUAAAAUGGUAUACUACAAAUUGGGAAGGGAAAGAAUCAACUUUUGUAAAAAUUUGUAUUCAAUUUAAAAAUGGAGGAGAAUAUUUAAUUGCUGUAUUAACUAAUGGACAUUAUAUUAAUGGCUAUCAUCAUUUCCAAUUUUUUGUUAAAAUUCAAAAUGGUGAAGGGAAAAAAUGUUUUUUUAAACAUUUUAAGAAUAUGUCCGAGGAGGAUUUGGAAAUUUUAAAAGAUUAUAGAAAAGAAAUGGAAAUUGUAAUUGUUCCAAAAAAUGUGAUUGAAGAUAAAAAACGGGGAAUUGAAAAUUUUGGUUUGUUAAUAGAUAUUUAAACGUUAAUUUAGGGUUGAGCCUCGAUCCUUUGAGGCAGGGGUCGAAAUGCCUGAAAUCGGAACUGUCGGAAAUUGGAGAUGGUCAAACUUUGGAAGAAAUCAGAAUUCCAAUCGGAUUCUGAUUUUCCAAUCGAAUUCUGAUUUGAGGUCGCAAAUUUUGUAGUCGGAGUCAGGGGUGAGCGUCAUGGCGUUUGGCUCCAUUUAUGGCGUUUUGCAUUUGGCGUGUUUCAAAAAUUUGAAAAAUUGGCGUUUUACGUUUGGCGUGCCACGCGAAAAUUUUGGUCGGAUUUUCGAACGCGUAAUCAGAGGAGGGGCUAAAAGUUUCGGUGUUAGUGUCUUUCGUGGUGGAGACUUUCGGGGUCAGGGUUUUAGCCAAAAAAUGUUCGGGGUUGGACAGAUAUCGGUGCUAAUAGAAAUAUCGG
Molecule: messenger RNA, 1043 nt
Organism: Meloidogyne enterolobii
Lineage: Eukaryota; Metazoa; Nematoda; Chromadorea; Rhabditida; Meloidogynidae
Source: the annotation of a GenBank genome assembly